UCCAUAAAUCCGCUGUCACACUGCUGAAAAAAGAAUUUUAGAAGAAAGCAACUACAAUUUUGUAAUAAUCCGAGGCUUAGUUCGCAAUGAAUAAUGGCAAAUAGCCAGCCCAGUUCUAAUGAUGCGAUAGUGCCAGAGUUAUACUUCCUCAUAUCGAAGUUCCUGACGGCGGGGCCACUGCACGAGACGGCAAAGGUGUUAAUCCAGGAGCUGCAGCAGAAGAAUGUUCUGCCGCGACGCGUUGACUGGCUGGGAAAUGAGCAUCAGCAGACCUUUGCCGAAUUGGAACAAAAGUUCACGCAUAUUGGAGACAAUCAUUUGCUGGAGUUAUGCGGCCGUCUAUGUCCGCUCGUGGAACGUCAAUAUCCGGGCAGUGUGCCGGGCAUAUUUUCGCUCCUUGGCACUGGUCGGCAAAAUCUUUUGCGCACCCCGGACAGCAUAUACGGGCAUCGCACCCUCAGGGAUUACUGCACUCGCCUCCAUGACGUAUCACUGCCAGAUGCAGAUUAUACCAAGCGCACCCACAAUAUAACCCGGGUACUGACUGGCCGGGAGUAUGGCGGAGAAGUGCGGCGAAAGCUGCUGGUGCCCACAGAGCUGUAUAAAAAGACACUUCUGCUGCGCCGCACCGUGGGCCAUCUAUCCUCCGUAUACUGUGUGCUCUUCGAUCGCACGGGACGUUAUAUUAUCACCGGAGCCGAUGAUCUGCUCAUUAAAAUCUGGUCUGCGGCGGAUGGCCGCUUACUGGCCACGCUGCGCGGUGCCUCGGCCGAGAUCACGGACAUUGCCAUCAAUCUGGACAACACAAUGCUGGCCGCCGGAUCGGUGGAUCGUAUUCUGCGCGUAUGGGAUAUGCAGACCACCUCGCCCAUUGCAGUGCUUGCCGCCCACACGGGCAUGAUAACGUCGGUGAACUUUUGCCCAUCGCCGCGCAGCGAUUUGAAGUACUUGGUGACGACCAGCACAGACGGUUCCAUUGCCUUCUGGCAGUAUUCGACGCCACGCGGCCAGAAGAUCACAUUUGCGCCCAAGCCCACACAGUACCACGAGAAACUGCGACCGGGACAGGCGCAGAUGAUGUGCACAACGUUCUCGCCGGGCGGCAUGUUUCUGGCUGCCGGCUCGGCGGAUCAUCAUGUACGCGUCUACAUGAUGGGCGAAGAUGGGCCCAAAAGAAUACUGGAAACUGAAGCCUAUACCGAUGCCGUGGACUCGGUGCAGUGGUCGCAUCGUGGACUGAGAUUCAUUUCCGGCAGCAAGGAUGGCACUGCACACAUUUGGACCUUUGAGUCGCAGCAGUGGAAGAGCGUCAAGCUGUGCAUGACCGAACGGCUGGCCAGCUGUCCAGAGCCAGAGGAGGGCAAGAAGCUAAAGGUUACCAUGGUGGCAUGGGAUGCCUCGGAUCGUUAUGUCAUUACAGCCGUUAAUGAUUUCACCAUCAAAAUCUGGGACUCGAAAUCAGCCAAGCUGCAUCGUGUCCUGCGCGGCCACAAGGAUGAGCUGUAUGUGCUCGAAUCGAAUCCAAGGGACGAGCAUGUGCUGCUCUCCGCUGGCCAUGAUGGUCAGGUAUUCCUUUGGGACAUUGAACAGGGCAUCAUGGUCACCGAAUUCUUCAAUGAUAUCGACGGGCAGGGCCAUGGCAGUGUGUUCGAUGCCAAAUGGUCACCGGAUGGCACAAUGAUAGCUGCCACCGAUUCGCAUGGUCAUAUCAUGAUCUUUGGCUUGGGAAUGUGCAAGGAUAAGUACUCAAUGCUGCCCACUGAGCUUUUCUUUCACACGGAUUUCCGGCCACUGUUGCGCGAUGCCCAGCAUCAUGUGAUUGACGAACAGACGCAGAUAAUGCCGCAUUUGAUGCCACCACCAUUUCUCGUUGAUGCCGAUGGCAAUCCACAUCCCACCAAGUAUCAACGUUUCGUGCCCGGCCGUGAGAGUUGCACCAUUGAUCAGCUUACCCCCAAUCUGACUGUCGGCGUGGAUGGUGUGCUUAUUGAGGAUAAUCUCAAUGCGAAUGCCAAUCCCCAGCCAAAUGCCAGUGUAGCUGUUGCACCCGCCGCAGCAGCAGCUCCUGCCGCUGGAGCAGGGGGAGAACCUGCCGGCUAUUCACACAUAGAUCGCAUGAUUGCGGCUUUGGCCAAUCGCCAGUCGGUCGGCAGUGCCAAUGCCAACGAUUCGAAUGCGCGAAAUGCCAAUCAAUCGUUUGAACGGAUGACCAAUCGCCAGCAACAGCAGCAGCAUCAGCCGGACUCAAACAGUCGACAAUCUGCGCGCGGAAAUGUUUUAGGCGGACGCUUGGGUACGCCACGUCAGGGCUGGGGAGCGCCGACAGCUCCGGCAGAAGAGCCUGCUUUGCCCCAAGAAGCAGGUCCAGAGGAGGCAGCAGCAGCUGCCCAGCAGGCUUCGCCUCAGCAGGCACUGCCAUUGAAGUUCGUACGUCGAACCUACGUCCGUCCGAUGAAGUACGCCCAGCUGCAGAAUAUAAAGCAAGUGAGCUACUCAGCCGGACUGUACGAGAAGCAAGAAUACAAGCGAGAGAUGCGACGCCGACCCAUCAUGAUCAACACGGCCAGUGCGGCGUCGGCCCAGCAGACGGGCGGCAGCAUGGGUAGGCCGCGAAAUACGCGGGCCAAUGGCGCCGGUCGUCCCGGCAGGCGGCGUAAUGCUCCGCCCGGGCCCGGCCAAGUGGUAGGACCGCUGGCGCCUGCAUACCGCACCCGAGCGGUGCGGGAUCAGGAACAAGAGCAUCACUACGAAGACGUUGUAGUACCGGCCCAUGAAGAGGAGGAGGAUGAUGUAUCCAGCAACUCGUCGGGGGAUACCAGCUACUCGAAUGUCGAGGAGAAUCUAGACGAAAGCAGCGACGAUUCGGACACGGACAGCUCCGACUAUUCUGAUUGGGUCGCCGAUACGCCGGGACCCAAUCUAGAGCCACCCAAACGCUCCAAGCGCAAGCCACUCUCCCGGCGUCCCCACAGUAGCGACGAUAGCAGCGAUGAAGAUGCCGCUGGCAGAGCUGUGCGCGCUGCUGCCGGUGUCAGUGGCCAGGGCCAGGGCCAGGGCCAAGUGACGGCCCGCAAGGUGGGCAGAAAGACAGUGCUGUUUCCGCCCACGGAUCUCAAUGGUGAAAUCCCCGAGCUGUAUAGACCCGCCGAAUGGCUGUCGGAGGUGAUACCGCGCAAGACUCCAUACUAUCCGCAGAUGGGCGACGAAGUGGUCUACUUUCGGCAGGGCCAUCAGAGCUACCUGGAUGCCGUGCGCCUGAAGAAGGUCUACAAGCUGUCGCACAGCUCGGAGCCAUGGAAUUUUCACACGCUGCGCGACCACGAACUGGUGCGGGUGAUUGGCAUCAAGUACGAGAUACGUCCGCCGCGGCUCUGCUGCCUGAAGAUGGCCAUCAUCGAUGAGGAUGGCAACAUGACGGGUACCUCCUUUAAAAUCAAAUAUCAUGAUAUGCCCGAUGUGCUGGACUUUCUGGUGCUGCGACAGACCUUUGAUUUGGCCGUGCAGCGCAACUGGAGCAUUGGCGAUCGUUUCCGCUGCAUGAUCGGCGACGGCUGGUGGAUGGGACAGAUCGAGUCGCGUCACGCCUUGUGCGCCGACUUUCCCGAUUCGUUUUUCAUGUGCUUUCGCGUGCGCUGGGAUAACGGAGAGUACGAGUGCAUGAGUCCCUGGGAUAUGGAGCCCAUCGAUCAGCAGCGAGUGCCGGAUGAAGUCGGUGGCGCUGUGCCAGUGCUGCCCGAGGAGAUACGCGCCACGCUCUAUCAGCCCAAGUCCGAGGAGUGGCAUCGUGGCGAUCGCGAUGGCACCUGUCGCCGCAUCAUCAAUGGCCUCGAGCAGGUGAUGCGUCUGUCCAUAGCGGAGCAUUUCCUGGCACCCGUCGACCUCAACAUUUAUCCCGACUAUGCCUACCUGAUCGAGUAUCCCAUUGAUCUGACCACGGUCAAGUCGCGCUUCGAGAAUCAUUUCUAUCGCCGCAUCACCUCCGCACAGUUUGAUGUGCGAUAUUUGGCCACCAAUGCGGAGCAGUACAAUCGUCGGCACACGAUUAUUGUCAAGCAUGCUCGGAUUGUGACGGAUCUGUGCCUGCGCAUCAUCCGGGAGGCGGAUGAGAUUGAUGUGGCUGCCGUUUAUCACCAGCUGGUGGAUGUCUAUCAUUCGUCCGAGUCCGAGAAUGAGGCUGACUCUGAUGUUGUGCCCUCAACCAGCACCGGGCCGACCACAUCCGCCGCCGCAGCAGCCGCUCGACAACGUGUUUCCUCCACCCGAAGAUCCACUCGCAUGCACUCGGAUGGGGAUUGGCGCUCUGAUUGCCGGCAGCUGUUGGAAUUAAUGAGGCAGCUGCCGGAUUCGUUGCCAUUCCGUGAGCCAGUGGACACCAUUGAGUUUCCCGACUAUUUGGAAAUCAUUGCCACGCCCAUGGAUCUGCGGACGGUGGAGGAGGACUUGCUGGGCGGCAACUACGAUGAUCCGUUGGACUUUGCCAAGGAUGUGCGAUUGAUAUUCCAGAACUCAAAGAACUACAAUACCAACAAACGAUCUCGGGAUAAUCUAGCGAUCUACUCGAUGACACUGCGUUUGAGCGCCCUGUUCGAGUCGCGCAUCAAGACGGUCGUCAGCAAUUGGAAGGCGGCACGCAGACGCGCCAACAAGAACAAGUCGGGCAGCAGUGGAGGCGGACGCGGUGCCUCCAGAAGUCCCAGCAAGCGUUCGAACAAGGAGCGAGCGACGCGUCGCAAUCAAAAGCCGCCAGCGGCGCCCAGGCGACUGCCAUUGCCGCACACGAGCGAGGAUGAAGACGAGGACGAUGACGACGACGAUGAUGAUGAUGAGGAGGCGGCGGUGGCACGUGCAAAGCGUUCACGACGCCGCAACGGGGUGGCCGUUACGGCCAGUUCCAGCCACUCGGGCUCGAACCGUGUGACCUCCUCCUCGUCUGCGGCCCAACAGAGACGCCAUCAAAACAGGCGGAGCAGCAGCGACGAGGAGGAGGAGGAGGAGGAAGACGAUGAGUCCAGUGCCCAGGCCACCUCAGACGCCAGCAGUGAGGAGGAGGAGGACGAUGCCCACACCAAUGCCAGUUCACCGCAACAGGCGCGGCCGCGUCGUGGUAGGCCCCGCCAGCGUCUCAUCGACGAUGAGUCCAAUCCGAAUGACUCGGAGGACAGCUACAAUCCCAAUGUGGGACGCAGCAGCCGCCGCGGCAAGAAGCGCAAGUCUGCCAACAGAAACGGACACUCCAACACGAAACGUCGCCGCAUAGAUAAGAGUCCUGCGGGCAGCAGUCGCGGCGGAACCGUCCCGGCGCCCACACGACGCACGCGUCGUGGUUUGGGCAGCUCCGAAGAGGCCGCCUCCCAUUCCCAGCAGGACGAGAGUACACAGGACAGUCACAGCAAUGUGACGCGCCGCAAGGGCAGAUCCCAGGUCAGUUCCAGGUUUCAGGCCACAGACAAUGGCCCCAGUACCAGUGCGGCCGCUGCUGCAGCGGCUGCGGCUGCUGCUGCUGCUGCAUCCACUGCCGCCGAUCCCAGCCUCGAGAGUCCCUCCCGAAAUACGCGGGCCAAUGGUGGUAGGGCCAGCACAUCCACGUCCCACCUGGCGGCCGAGAAUGAUCACAGCUACCAUCUGCCAGUGCGCAACGGUCGGAUCAUUGAGUCGGACACAGACUCGCAUGGCCCCGUGGCGAGACCCACGCGUCAGAGCGCCAAGCGGGCGAUACUCGACUGGGGUCGCGGCAGUGAUAUAGAAGAAGAGGAGGAGGAGGAUGAGGAGGAAGAGGACAGCGACGAGGCUGAAGAGAUCCUGCCGACACCCACAAAAGACGAUAUGCCAUCGACUAGCCGUGCCGCUUUGGGUAUUGUGGGACCGGCUCCUCCGUCUCGCCAGCUGCGUACGAAUCGCAACACUGCCAUCAAUCAGGCCCAGAGCGACGACGACGACGAUGAUGAUGAAGAUGACAGCGAUAACGAGCCGCUGGCCAACAAUCAGCAGAAAUCUACUCAAUCACCCGCAAAAAGUAGCACAGCCCCAGCUGCGUCAGCACCACCUCAUCCGCUGGCAUUGCGCCGGCGCAUGGCCUCACCCUUGCCACAAAGAAGCACGCAUAUGACGCGCUCACAUGCCACCUCCACCACCACCACCACCAGCUCCUCCUCCGUGUCCAACGCUACAGCAAACCAGCGGGCGGAUAGCCCUGCUGUGACCCCACAUGAUCAUAAUUAUUUGGGCUCUGUGAACGCCUCUAGGGCACCACCGAGACGUAUUUUGUCACGUCAUCAGCGGAAUGCCGAUGAGCUGGACACGAGCACAGAUCCGCUGGAGAGCACACGACUGAUCCAAGCCAUUGCCAAUCACAGGCGACCCACCUCCACCACAAAUAGCAACAGUAACAGCAACAGCCAUAGCAAUGUGGUCACCCGACGGGGUCUACGCGGACGCACGAGUCAGGCCAACUCCCAGGACGAGGAAGAGGAGGAGGAGCAGGAGGAGGACGAGGAUGAGGAUGCAGCUGCCUCGGAUGAGGGCACUGUUGGCGGUUCCAGUUCGCAGACCAAUGAGGAUGAUGAUGAGGAGGAAGAGAAUGAGGAUGCCUCCGCCACCGAUUCGGAAGACAAUCAGCCAUUGACCAGCUAUGUGUCGCCCAGCAAUGGCCGUACCCGGACCAAGACUAAAUCAACCUCCUCCUCAUCGGCGGCGGCGGCCACACAAGAGCGCUCAUCGCAGCGUCAGCGUAGACCGCCGCCGGCGCGUCGUCCGCCCGCUUUGGCCCAUGAGAAUGAGAACGAGAAUGACAACGACAACGACGAUGAUGAUGAGGACUAUGUGGUGCCGCGCAGUAGAUCCUCCCGCCAUGCGACGCGGCAGGGCAGCAACAAUCAACGCGGCGGUGGUCGCAAUCAGAAGCGACCCCGCUACAAUGAGCAGUCCGAUGAGGAGCUGUCCGAUCCGCGCUCUGCCCAAAAUCAGCGCAAACGAGUGCGCAAUGGCGAUGCCCAUGGCGGCAGCUCACAGGAGGAGCGUGGAGAGCAAACGUCGGAAGAGCAAUCCGGAGCGGAAGAUGAGGAUGAGCAGGAGGAUCAGCCGGAUGGCGACGACAUGUCUGGCGAUAGCGACGAGCAACUGGUGAGUGUGAGCAGUCGCGGCAGAGUGCGCAAAAUAUCGGCCAAGGCGCGUGGCAUCUUCAAGGAGUGACCAUCAUCAGUCCACCACCACCAUAUGCACCAGACUGUUUUAUGUAUAAAUUAAAUCUAAAUAUAAUUAAAGAGAAGGAGCCAGCAAAUGCGAGGGUAAACCACAUCCCAUGUCCCCCUUGUCCCUUAUUGAUUAAUGUGUAAGAGUUUAAGCCCACACGUCAAACCACUUCGUCAACGUAAUCGUCCAUGGAACCAGAGGCAUAGGCAUAGGCAUAUCCUCCCCCUGCCCCCUGCCCCAUCCUCACCUUAAGCUUAAGCAUUAUGUUGUAAUGUGUAGUAGUUCUCCUCCACACCACCAUCCUCAUAUCCUCAUGAUAUCCAUUACAUGCACUGCAAGAAAUAUUUUCUAUGAUUUGUUUUGAAGUCCCAUGAAUUCAUUUCUUGUGGCAGGCUUCUCUCUAUCUCUCUGUAUGUCUGCCCCCCCGUCUGCAGCAGCUACAACUACAUCGUGUGCAUGUAGGUUUUUUGGGUGUUGUGUGCCACAGGGACAUACUUUUUAUAUAUGUAUCUCUAUAUAUAUAUAUAUACACAUAAUGCAUAUACAUACGGAAACAGAUAAGCACACACUCGCGGAAAUCACACACUUCAUUUAAAAUAG
Messenger RNA from Drosophila obscura, 7788 nucleotides. RefSeq names its product bromodomain and WD repeat-containing protein 3 (gene BRWD3). NCBI's taxonomy places the organism in Eukaryota, Metazoa, Arthropoda, Insecta, Diptera, Drosophilidae. The record is from RefSeq and is a predicted model, not a curated record. Gene Ontology annotation, molecular function: protein binding. Gene Ontology annotation, biological process: regulation of cell shape; cytoskeleton organization; regulation of transcription by RNA polymerase II. Bases 94 to 7188 code for a protein of 2364 amino acids. Gene Ontology annotation, cellular component: nucleus. The transcript has 14 exons.